CCCUUUAUUAAUUCGGUAUCCUACAAAACAUAAACAUCAUCAACGGCAGUGAAGCCAUCAAACGCUGCCGUGUAGGAGGGUGGCGGUUGAUGAAUCAAACAGGCUCGCAAGUUUCCGCGUUGUUCUAGGCUGUCAAAAAAUAUGUCAUCCACCUCUUUCUUUUUCUAUAAUUUAUUUUAUUUUAAAAUUUCAUAAAUAUUCAGACACUCUCUCUCUUGUCUCUCUCAUAUCUGAGUGGUACGCCAUAGCUCGUCUUUUCUUUUCUUGUUUCAAUCAGAUCUCUUGGUCACUUGAAAAAGAAUCAUGGAGCUCAACUUCCUAUCUAGAGCUCUGAGUUCUUUCAUCCUUGUACUCACAAUACUUGCAUCCUUCUCAUCCUCAAGUUUCAUCACAGAUGGUGUGCUGGAACCGCAGGAUUUGGCUUUAGGAAGAAACCUACUCCAGACCAAGAAAACAUGUCCAGUGAACUUUGAGUUCAUGAACUACACAAUCAUAACAAGCCAAUGCAAAGGUCCCAAUUACCCAACCAAGGAAUGCUGUGGCUCCUUCAAGGAAUUUGCGUGUCCUUACACUGAUCAACUCAACGAUUUAAGCAAUGACUGUGCAACCACUAUGUUCAGCUACAUCAAUCUCUAUGGUAAAUACCCCCCUGGAAUCUUCGCAAACCAGUGCAAAGAAGGUAAAGAAGGCCUCGAGUGCCCCGCUAUGUCUCCCGGUUCAGCAUCAGACGUAAACGCAGCUGCCGCUUCUUCUCGUCUUUGGCUGACCGUCUCCACAGCUUUAUUCGUAUUUGUUAAGUUGCUCUAAGGCCAAGCCAGUAAUGUAACAAGCUGAGUGUCUGUAUGUAUAUCCACGAUUUGUUUUACUUGGUACUUUCUCAUUCUUUUGAUUUUUGAGGCUUCCAAAAAAUUCUAAACUGAUAAUAUGUAUUUGACUUUUGUGUGUCUCGUUCACUUAUAUUAAUCGACCAUUGAGGUAAACACCGAUUCCAAAGAUCCUGAGUAGUAGUAAUUAAGAGGAUUGAAACAAGUUCUUCUUCCACAUUCAUCAUGUGUAUUCAAAAGUAACAACUU
Eruca vesicaria subsp. sativa (arugula) is the source of this 1073-nucleotide messenger RNA. Lineage: Eukaryota; Viridiplantae; Streptophyta; Magnoliopsida; Brassicales; Brassicaceae. The record is from the annotation of a GenBank genome assembly.